AUUGCUGGCGUGGUGAUGGCACUAAGUCAGGGUGCUCGGGCAGGACCGGAGAGACUGGCUGGGCGGGUGGCUCUGCUGGCUGGGGCGGAGGAGUGGGCGCUGACAGAUGGAGAGUGGGAAGAAGGGCCUUCCUGGCGGCAGGAGCGGCAUGUGCAGAUACGUGAAGGGCGCCAUGUUUUGGAAGUUCGACCUGCACACGAGCUCGCACCUGGACACGCUGCUGGAGCGGGAGGACCUGAGCCUGCCCGAGCUGCUGGACGAGGAGGACGUGCUGCAGGAGUGCAAGGUCGUCAACCGCAAGCUGCUGGACUUCCUGCUGCAGCCGCCACACCUGCAGGCCAUGGUGGCCUGGGUCACGCAGGAGCCCCCGGCCAGUGGGGAGGAGAGGCUGCGCUACAAGUACCCCAGCGUGGCCUGUGAGAUCCUGACCUCAGACGUGCCCCAGAUCAACGACGCGCUGGGCGCCGACGAGGCCCUCCUGAACCGGCUCUAUGGCUUCCUGCAGAGCAGCGGCAGCCUCAACCCGCUGCUGGCCAGCUUCUUCAGCAAGGUCAUGGGCAUCCUCAUCAACCGCAAGACCGACCAGCUCGUGUCCUUCUUGCGGAAGAAGGAUGACUUCGUGGACCUGCUGCUGCAGCACAUCGGCACCUCAGCCAUCAUGGACCUGCUGCUGCGCCUGCUGACAUGCGUGGAGCGGCCCCAGCUGAGGCAGGACGUGGUCAAUUGGCUCAACGAGGAGAAGAUCGUGCAGCGGCUCAUCGAGCAGAUCCACCCUUCCCGAGACGAGGCUCAACAUUCCAACGCCUCCCAGUCCCUCUGCGACAUCAUCCGCCUGAGCCGGGAGCAGAUGAUCCAGGUCCAGGACAGCCCGGAGCCCGACCAGCUGCUGGCCACUCUGGAGAAACAGGAGACCAUGGAGCAGCUGCUGAGCAACAUGCUGGAGGGCACACAGAGCCAGUCCGUCAUCGUGAGCGGGGUGCAGGUGCUGCUGACCCUGCUGGAGCCCAGGAGGCCCAGGUCCGAGUCUGUGACCGUGAACAACUUCUUCAGCAGUGUGGACGGGCAGCUGGAGCUCCUGGCCCAGGCCACCCUGGACAGUGUUGUGUCCAGCCCGGGCACCCUGCAUGCCCUGCGGCCUCGGCUCAGCCAUUUCCACCAGCUGCUCCUGGAGCCGCCUGAGCUGGAGCCCCUGCACACGACGUGGGGCAGCCUGGCCCCCCCACUGGGCAACAUGCGGCUGCACGUGGUCCGACUGCUGGCCAGCGCCCUGAGUGCCAACGACGCAGCCCUGACCCAGGAGCUCCUGGCUCUCGACGUGCCCAACACGUUGCUGGACCUCUUCUUCCACUACGUGUUCAACAACUUCUUGCAUGCCCAAGUGGAGGUGUGUGUGAGUGCCAUGCUGAACUCGGCGCCCCCUCCCGACAGCAGCCCGGAGACGCCCACUCCGAACCCCGUGAUAAAACAUCUGCUGCAGCACUGCCGCCUGGUGGAGCGCAUCCUGACGUCCUGGCAGGAGAAUGAGCGCGUGCAGUCUGGAGGGGGCCCGCGGAAAGGCUAUAUGGGCCACCUGACGCGCGUGGCCAAUGCCCUGGCGCAGAGCGCUGAGAAGGGGCCCAACGCCCAGCAGCUGGCGCAGCUGCUGAAGGAGCUGCCUGCCGAGCAGCAGGAGCAGUGGGAGGCCUUCGUGUCGGGACCCCUGGCUGAGACCAACAAGAAGAACAUGGUGGACCUGGUGAACACCCACCACCUGCACUCCUCCAGCGACGACGAGGACGACCGGCUCAAGGAGUUCAGCUUCCCUGAGGAGGCCGUGCUGCAGCAGGCCUUCAUGGACUUCCAGAUGCAACGCAUGACCUCAGCUUUCAUCGACCACUUUGGUUUCAACGACGAGGAGUUUGGAGAGCAGGAGGAGAGUGUGAACGCGCCCUUCGACAAGACGGCCAGCAUCACCUUCUCCCUCAACGCAGACGACGAGAACCCCAACGCCAGCCUCCUGGAGAUCUGCUACAAGGACCGCAUCCAGCAGUUUGACGACGACGACGAGGAGGAGGAGGAGGAGGAGGAGGGGGGCCCGGGCUCCGGGGACUCUGACGGGGACGACGGCGCUUGGCACGGCAGCUCGCUGGCCAGGGGCACCCGCCUGGGCCCGCCAGGCACGCGGAGCCGGGGCAGCACCGACAGCGAGGAGGAGGACGAGGAGGACGAGGAGGACGAAGAGGACGGCGACGCUGGAGCAGCCCUUGGAGGGGCCGGGCCCCCCUCUCUCCCCAGCCCUCAGCCUCCCGGCCCCAGCUGGACAGCCACCUUUGAGCCCGUGCCUGUGGACAUCCCAGCUGGCCCCCGAGACACCAGGGAGGAGGACCCCCGCACUGGGCCCCGGGCUGCGCCCCAGGAACCCCCUGCUCAGAGCCCUGCCCCCCGCUGGCCGCAGGCGCGCCGCAGCUCAGGCCUCAAGACCCUGCACCCCCGUUAGCACCUCAGGAAGCCACAGACGGCAGCAAAGUAGCGGAGC
This is a messenger RNA of Talpa occidentalis (Iberian mole), 2515 nucleotides long. RefSeq names its product protein phosphatase 6 regulatory subunit 1 (gene PPP6R1). Gene Ontology annotation, molecular function: protein phosphatase binding; protein phosphatase regulator activity. Gene Ontology annotation, cellular component: cytosol; nucleus. The record is from RefSeq and is a predicted model, not a curated record. Lineage: Eukaryota; Metazoa; Chordata; Mammalia; Eulipotyphla; Talpidae. Bases 107 to 2476 code for a protein of 789 amino acids. The transcript is spliced from 20 exons.